This is a messenger RNA of Elaeis guineensis (African oil palm), 1711 nucleotides long. Its product is annotated as cytochrome P450 71AP13. Lineage: Eukaryota; Viridiplantae; Streptophyta; Magnoliopsida; Arecales; Arecaceae. Gene Ontology annotation, molecular function: heme binding; monooxygenase activity; oxidoreductase activity, acting on paired donors, with incorporation or reduction of molecular oxygen. The record is from RefSeq and is a predicted model, not a curated record.
CUGUGCAGUACUCUGCUAUAAAAGGACCGGGAAAGGGGGACCAAGAGGGGAUACAAAGAAGAUCACCAAACCAUGUCUCCCUCCUUGGAACUUCCCUUUGAGCUGGUUCUCUUGCUCUUCCUCCCCUUUCUGCUACUUCUUAGCUUCAAACAAUCCUUUUCCAAGAAGGCCAGACUACCACCAUCACCACCAAAGCUUCCUUUCAUAGGAAACCUCCACCAGUUGGGUCCUCUGCCUCAUCGGUCGCUCCAAGCUCUGGCAGAGAAGUAUGGACCACUCAUGCUUCUCCAUCUCGGCCAGGUGCCCACCCUCAUCGUUUCAUCCGCCGAGAUGGCCCGGGAGAUCAUGAGAACUCAUGAUCACAUCUUUGCGAGCCGCCCUCCUUUGAAGGUUGCUAAGAUCCUUUUCUUCGAUGCCAUGGACAUCGGCUUGGCACCAUACGGUGAGUACUGGAGGUAUGCAAGGAAGCUUUGCAUCGUCCACCUCCUUAGCAAUAAAAAGGUGCAAUCUUUUCGGCUCUCGAGGGAAGAAGAAGUAGCCUUUAUGAUCAAUAACAUCUCUCGAGCUUCUAUUACAGCCGAUCCUGUGAACUUAAGUGAGAUCUUGCAUGCCUUCGCAAAUGACAUGCUCUGCAGAGUUGUUUCAGGUAAAUUCUUUAGAGAAGGUGGGAGGAACAAACUGUUUCGCAAAUUGAUAAGGGAGAAUUCCGCUCUGCUUGGAGGGUUCCAUUUGGGAGACUGCUUCCCUUCGUUGGAAUGGAUGGACGUGUUCUUUGGGAUGCGCGCGAGGGCCAAGAGAAAUGCUGAGAGAUGGAGUGGUGUUCUUGACGAGGUGAUCAAGGAGCACGCAGAUCAAGCGAAGGAUGAGAAGCAUGAGAAGGACUUUGUGGAUGUGUUGUUGUCCCUUCAGAAGGAUCCCGGUGUGGACUUGGCCCUUACAAAAGAAGAUAUCAAGGCGCUCUUAGUGGAUAUGUUUGGUGCGGGAACUGAUACAUCUUACAUAGUCUUGGAAUGGACCAUGGCAGAGCUUGUUCGAAACUCACUGGUGAUGGAGAAGUUGCAAGAUGAGGUUCGAGGUAUAGAUACAGGAAAAGACAUGGUCAAAGAGGAGGAUUUGGGAGAGCUAAGCUUCUUAAAAGCUGUAAUAAAGGAAGUUCUACGAUUGCACCCUCCUGCUCCAUUAUUGCUUCCAAGAGAAUCCAUGGAUGAUUGUCGCAUAGACGGGUAUGAAAUUCCUAGAUGUACAAGAGUAAUUGUGAACGGUUGGGCCAUUGGUAGAGAUCCAAAACUCUGGGAGGCACCAGAAGAAUUCCGGCCUGAGAGGUUCACGGGUAAUCAAAUUGAUUUCAAGGGGAAUGACUUCCAAUUCAUUCCAUUUGGGUCUGGUCGGCGAAUUUGCCCUGGUAUGAACUUUGCGGUUUCUACUGUGGAGCUUGCACUGGCAAAUUUGAUACGCUGUUUUGACUGGGAGUUGCCUCAUGGCAUGGCAAGGGAGGAUUUAGAUAUGGUUGAAGCUCCUGGCAUCACAAACCCAAUGAAACAAAGGCUUCAGCUGGUUGCAAAACCAUGUGGCUAUUACAAGGACCUGUGAAUGAUGACCAGUACCCACUAAGAACAAGUAUUAUAUUAGUUCUUGUAACAAUAACUAAUAAUGACUACUAUGUUUCUCAUAAUGCAAGCUUAUGGAAGUAGAUUUUGUGAUUUGGUCCAAA